Molecule: messenger RNA, 950 nt
Organism: Condylostylus longicornis
Lineage: Eukaryota; Metazoa; Arthropoda; Insecta; Diptera; Dolichopodidae
Product: serine protease SP24D-like
Exons: 2
Coding region: 38-760 (240 amino acids)
Biological process (GO): proteolysis
Molecular function (GO): serine-type endopeptidase activity
Source: RefSeq, a predicted model, not a curated record
UUAAGUUAUUACUUUGUUAAUUUCGAAAGAUAAAAGAAUGGUAAAAUUAGUGGUACUUUUGGUUGUUUUACUUGGUGUAGCUGUUAGUGAAAUUUCAGCUCGUGGUCGUAUUGUUGGUGGAUGGGAUGCAUUACCACAACAAUUUCCACAUCAAAUUUCAUUAAGAAUUCGUGGAUCACAUACAUGUGGUGGUUCAAUUAUUUCACCAACAUGGAUUUUAACAGCUGCUCAUUGCGUUGGAAAUAAUGUUUAUGAUUAUACUGUUGUUGCUGGUUCAAAUCAAUUGUCAAAUGGUGGUGUUGCAAUUACAGCUAAACGUAUUAUUUCACAUGAACGUUAUGGUAAUUUCCAAAAUGAUGUUGCUUUAAUUGAAUUAUCAUCACCAUUACAAUAUUCAAGUGCAAUUCAACCAAUUAAAUUGGCAAGAACAAAAGUACCAUAUAAUGCACAAGUAACAAUCUCUGGUUGGGGUCGUAUCUAUACUGGUGGUCCAAUUCCAGAAAACUUAAAAUAUAAUUAUUUACAAGCAGUUGGUACUUCAUGUGGUGGUAUGAAUUUUGCUGGUUUAAUAUGUUUAGGUCAUCCAAGUAAUAAUGGUGCAUGUAAUGGUGAUUCUGGUGGUCCAGCUGUCUAUAAUAAUGAAUUAGUUGGUAUUGCUAAUUUCGUUGUUGGUGGUUGUGGUAGCACAUAUCCAGAUGGUUAUGCUAGUGUUGAAUAUUACAGAGAUUGGGUACAAAAGAAUACCGGUUUGAUUUUGUAAAUUGAUUAAAAAAAAAAACGAAAAAAACAAACAUGGAAACGUAAAGUGCUUUAUAGAUAAACAACAAUAAAACGAAUUUUUAAUACCUUAAUAAAAUAAUGUAAAUAUUAAUUGGCUUCCGAAAUUUUUAAAAAUUUUAAAAUAAUGCAUAAAUUGUAAUGAAAAUUGAAAUAUACAAAUAUUGUGACUG